This is a messenger RNA of Dentiscutata heterogama, 175 nucleotides long. The record is from the annotation of a GenBank genome assembly. NCBI's taxonomy places the organism in Eukaryota, Fungi, Glomeromycota, Glomeromycetes, Diversisporales, Gigasporaceae.
AUGCAAAAAGUCAAUAAACAUGGAUUUUGUGUAGAUAAAGUCGUCAUUCGUCCAGGUACAUCAAAUCAAGUUGAUGCUUUACAAAUUUUGCAAUCACCCAUUGAAGAGAUCACAGCAAACACAUCGGUCAAUUAUGAAAGUGGAAUAUCAGAUAAUUCUUCAAUUUUAUCGCCUG